Messenger RNA from Oppiella nova, 1370 nucleotides. NCBI's taxonomy places the organism in Eukaryota, Metazoa, Arthropoda, Arachnida, Sarcoptiformes, Oppiidae. The record is from the annotation of a GenBank genome assembly.
AUGUGUGUUUUGAUGUCUUCAGUCAAAGCCCUUCUCGUGACCGCAAAUGUCGGCUCUCUCUUCGCCGCCGCCGAAGACAACUCGGAACCGCUUCUCCUCUCGUGGAUCGCGCGCUUCAAAGACACUCUUCUCUCUCUUCGGCCGCAAUUCGUUGCCCUUCACUGUCAGGAAGUCGGCGGAAAAUCGGAAGUCGAGUCCCGCCGAACGCCGCCUUUCGUUCGCGCGCUUCUGAACGCGUUUUCGGAGCAAGACUUCCCGUCGGCGCGCCUUUUCGUCGACCAGUUGUUGUCGCGCGACGACGCCUUCACAGCGUUGGCCAACGCGUACUUCGUGCACAAGAGUCUCGCGGAAAACGCUUUCAUUUUCAACUUCAAAGAACAACGCUUUGAGUCCGUCGGCGGCCGCGAAGUGCACUCCGGAGACAUCGAAGACAACGCAUUCAAAGACAAACGCAAAUUCCCGCAACACUUCUUCCCGCAAUGCCAGUGGUCUCGCAAGGGUUUCAUGCGGACGCGAUGGCGGCUUCGGGAGGGCGUCGCCUUCGACCUCAUUAACGUUCACCUGUAAUGCCUUUCCUCCGCCACACACCUGUCCUCUCACUCCCGCUCUCUUUCUCUCUCUGUCCGCAGUUUCCACGACGCCGACAACGUGGUGGCCACCUCCGGCUUCCCCUCCCCCUACGCGCGCAACCGCCGCCUCGCCCUCGAUUGGCUCCUCCAACACGUGACCUCUGAGACGCCGCACUUCCUGUUCGGAGACUUCAACUUCCGUUUGGACACCGAUUCUCUCAUUCGGACUUUGACGCAAACUUCGGACGACUCGCAGAGACCUCUAGUCUUCAGAGAUGGCGAACAAAGAGUUCUUCUUCUCGUCGACGAAAAGCGCUUCGAAUUCAAAGACAAACACCUCUUCGCGCGCGAACCCAAUCCCUUCCUCCUGGCGUUCGACAAAGAAGUGCUGGCGUUCGGCGACCGCCUUUUCGAGCACGAGAUCCGUUUCGCGCCCUCCUAUCCCUUCCAAGACGUCCACUACGCGACCACCCGAUGCCCCGCCUUCUGUGACCGCGUCCUGCUCUCGCAGUCCGCGCGCCCGCUCGUCGCCCGCCCGCAAUACGCUCUCAUAGGAAGCGCGCAUCCAAUGGGCGAUCACAAGGCAUUCACACUCUCUCUCCCAUACACUCUCCCAUUCACUCUCUCUCUCUCCCGCAGCCCGUGUUCCUCGCCUUCGAUCUCAUGUCCGCGCCGUCAGACACUUCCGACGACUCGCGUCGCGCGCAUUACGUACAGCCGUGGGUCGGCGCCCGUCCGCUGGCCCUCUGUCUCGAGACCGACGUCUGAAGUGUUUUAUUCAAUAAAAGCCCAUUUCGUGAC